Messenger RNA from Cercospora beticola, 933 nucleotides. RefSeq lists its product as uncharacterized. Lineage: Eukaryota; Fungi; Ascomycota; Dothideomycetes; Mycosphaerellales; Mycosphaerellaceae. The record is from RefSeq and is a predicted model, not a curated record.
AUGUUUCCCACUCAUCACACGUUUCCUACCAAAGAAGCUCAAGAAGCAUCGCGUCGUCAAUCAACCGCAUUCGAUCCCGCAAGCAAGCCUCUGUUGACCAAGAAGAAAGUCGCCACGCAGGAUCAUACUUCGCCUUCGAUUCCAGCAAUGCAGCAUAUCGAAGACGCCAGCAUGCGAUCUGCCACCAACACUCCUGAGGACAUCGAGCGCCUGAGUGAAGCUUUCGAUGGACUGAACCAGCACGAUCGAUCUUUGACAAAGUUGAGUGAGAGAGUCUCGCUUCUCGAGGAGAAGGUUGACGCCUUGGACAUCAAGAUGGACAGCUUAGGACUCAGAAUCGACGUCCUGACCAAGGAAAUGAGUCAGCUAAGAACCAGUCUGGGCAGCAUUCUGAUGUCCGGACCAGGGACUCCAGCGUCGAGGGUUGUUGGCAGGGAUGUCGGGAAAUUCACGCUUUGGGAGAGGAGGGAGGAGGAAAAGAAGGCUGAAGAGCAAGCCGGGAACGUGAAGAACAAGGAACCUGAGAUCCACGGCCUCAACGGACCUCAGAGCAUCCAUCUCGGCGGCAGGAAGCGCACGAACAGUGGACAUGAGUCUGCUCCGCAGGUCAAGCCGGCCCAUGUUCUUGCGAAGACUUCUCCUUUUCCUCCCGUGUUUGAUGGGGACGAGAAGGCUUGGGAUGAGUACUUUGGUUUUGGACCUGGCGAUGUGCGACCGCAACAUGGAUACCGGGCUGCUUCGAGUUCGACGAUCGCGGUGGUGGGCGGUACGAAGAAGCCUGCGCGGGAUGAGCAAGCUGUGGCGGAGGGUCGGUAUGGUGGACCGCAGGAUCUUGGAAGACAGAGGGCACUGAGCGGGCAUGAGUCUGCGCCGCAAGUGGUUCCUGAUCAUGUGAAGAAAAACAGAGUGGCCAAGGGUGAUGAAGCAAUGUAA